Gigantopelta aegis is the source of this 1058-nucleotide messenger RNA. RefSeq lists its product as uncharacterized. The transcript has a single exon. The record is from RefSeq and is a predicted model, not a curated record. Bases 264 to 1040 code for a protein of 258 amino acids. Lineage: Eukaryota; Metazoa; Mollusca; Gastropoda; Neomphalida; Peltospiridae. Gene Ontology annotation, molecular function: zinc ion binding.
UUGAAUUAUGAAUUAUUUUCAUUAUAUUUUUCAGAAUCAUUGUGUACAGAAAGGGUAUUUGUGAGAAAGUGCAUGUAAAAGGUACCUUGCUGCUAAUGGAAAAAAAUUGUGUUUUCAUUGAAGACUAUGGGUCACAAGUAUCAACAGUUUGACAUUCAGUAUGCAAUCUUUAAUUAACCAAUGUGCCCUGAUGUUGUCGUUAAAGAACAGAAGCUAACUUUUAAAGUACGUUUUUUGAUAUAUAUCUGCCCACCAUUUAAAUCAUGUCUGAUAUGUCCGAUGCGUCAUCCAUCACUUCAUGGACUGAUGACCUAAGAGAAUGGCCCAAUGUCAUGUAUGGAGAUAUUUACAACUAUUUCAUAACAUCAAAAGCUAUUGACGGUCAGGAUAUGAAAAACUUUAAAAGUUUACAGAGCUUUAAUUAUUUUCAGAGUGGGCAUGUCGGUAAAAUUGUACAUCAUAAAUAUUCUAGUAAUCAAAACAAAAUAGUCUUGAAGGCUGACGUUAGGCGAUCACAGUCAAUACAUAAAUCUUCAAAUGUUGCGCAUGUCCUUUGUCAAAUGAAUGGCACAAUACUCAGUGGCUGGUGUAGUUGUAUGGCAGGCCAAGGUCUUUCGUGUAGCCAUGUAGGCGCACUUCUGUGGACAAUUGAACAUGCCGUAAGAAAUGGUCUCACAGGUGUCAGCUGUACAGAUGAAACCGUGAAGUGGAACCAAGGUACAAAACGGAACAUAGAACCAAAACCAAUAGCAAACAUACAGUUUAAAAAACCAAAACUAGCAGACGAUAUACCAGAUGACGCCACUGACGUGUCCACUAGGCCUGUCCACGUAACGCCCAUGUUUCUCACUCAUGCCGAUUUUCAAGAAUUUGUUAACAAUUCUAUUUUGGCACCACUGUUUAAUAUUAAUGGAACUACAAUCAGUAAAAGUUAUAUAAGUACACCAGUCUCAGCUCAUACACCCCAACAGCCUCACGAAACGCACACAUCCAUGUCAUCCUGCCAAAAAUGCACCAGUUGUACCAAAAAUUGUAGAUGAAAUUGAAACAAAUCGACU